Molecule: messenger RNA, 3874 nt
Organism: Ipomoea triloba (trilobed morning glory)
Lineage: Eukaryota; Viridiplantae; Streptophyta; Magnoliopsida; Solanales; Convolvulaceae
Product: protein EXPORTIN 1A-like
Exons: 32
Coding region: 216-3443 (1075 amino acids)
Biological process (GO): ribosomal large subunit export from nucleus; ribosomal small subunit export from nucleus; protein export from nucleus
Cellular component (GO): nucleus; cytoplasm
Molecular function (GO): small GTPase binding; nuclear export signal receptor activity
Source: RefSeq, a predicted model, not a curated record
AUUUCAAAGUUUCGUUCUCUCUCACUAAACUCUUCUGCUUCAUUUUGAAGCUAUCUUUCCUAUCCUUUCUAUAACUGCUUCUUCUACACCUCACUAUUUAUACUCGAGGAGUGGACUGUUCUUCCAACGACUGUAUCGUCUUCCGUACGCUUUCUAGGGUUUGCUUGAAGUGGACCUUCGGUUCUCUAAAGGGUUUAUCACUCUCUGAUCCUCCCAUGGCGGCGGAGAAGCUUAGGGAUUUGAGUCAGCCAAUCGACGUGGCCUUGCUUGACGCUACUGUUAAUGCUUUCUAUGGCACUGGAUCUAAGGAGGAGAGGGCUGCUGCCGACCAUAUCUUGCGUGAUUUACAAAAUAACCCAGAUAUGUGGCUUCAAGUGGUUCGCAUUCUAUCUAGCACACAGAAUCUGAACACCAAAUUUUUUUCAUUGCAGGUUCUAGAAGGUGUCAUCAAGUAUAAAUGGAAUGCUUUGCCCACUGAGGAACGUGAUGGGAUGAAAAACUACAUAUCUGACCUCAUUGUGAAGCUUUCUAGCGAUGAAGCAACUCUUCGAAGGGAGAGGUUAUACGUGAACAAAUUAAAUAUUAUAUUGGUUCAGAUCUUGAAACAUGAAUGGCCAGCCAGAUGGAAAAACUUCAUUCCUGAUUUAGUUGCAGCAGCCAGGACGAGUGAAACCAUUUGUGAAAAUUGCAUGGCUAUAUUGAAGCUUCUCAGUGAGGAGGUAUUUGAUUUCUCAAGAGGUGAAAUGACACAACUGAAGAUCAAAGAACUUAAGCAAUCACUAAACAGUGAGUUUCAACUCAUUCAUGAGCUAUGCUUAUAUGUGCUAUCAGCAUCUCAAAGAACUGAGCUUAUCAGGGCUACUCUUGCCACUUUACAUGCUUUUCUCUCAUGGAUUCCUUUGGGUUACAUUUUUGAAUCUCCAUUGCUGGAAACACUGCUUAAAUUUUUUCCUCUCCCUGCAUAUCGCAAUCUUACUCUUCAGUGCUUGACGGAGGUUGCUGCCCUCAAUUUUGGAGAUUUUUACAAUGCGCAAUAUGUGAAGAUGUACACUAUAUUCAUGGCUCAACUGCAGAACAUUCUUCCACCCAAUACAAAUAUUCCUGAGGCUUAUGCACAUGGCAACAAUGACGAGCAGGCAUUUAUUCAAAAUUUGGCAUUGUUUUUCACCUCAUUCUUUAAGUCUCAUAUACGUGUGCUCGAGACUUCACAGGAGACUGUAAAUGCACUCUUAAUGGGUCUUGAAUAUCUUAUUAAUAUAUCGUACGUGGAUGACACUGAAGUGUUCAAGGUCUGCCUGGACUAUUGGAAUUCUUUGGUUCUGGAACUGUAUGAAGCCCAUCAUAAUGCAGAUAAUCCUGCAAUGACUGCAAGUCUGAUGGGACUACAGGUACCAAUGCUUCCUGGUAUGGUUGAUGGCCUGGCUGCACAACUUAUGCAGAGGCGACAACUUUUUGCUGGUCCAAUGUCUAAGUUGAGGCUUCUAAUGAUAUGUCGCAUGGCAAAGCCUGAAGAGGUCCUUAUUGUAGAAGAUGAAAAUGGCAAUAUUGUUCGCGAGACCAUGAAGGAUAACGAUGUUCUUGUACAAUAUAAGAUCAUGAGGGAAACAUUGAUUUACCUUUCACAUCUUGAUCAUGAAGAUACUGAAAAACAGAUGUUGAAGAAGCUAAGCAAACAACUGGAUGGUGAGGACUGGUCAUGGAACAAUCUCAAUACAUUGUGCUGGGCAAUUGGAUCCAUAUCUGGAUCAAUGGUGGAGGAGCAGGAAAACAGAUUUCUUGUUAUGGUCAUACGAGAUUUGCUAAAUCUGUGUGAGAUUACCAAAGGGAAAGACAACAAAGCAGUCAUUGCGAGUAAUAUAAUGUAUGUGGUUGGUCAAUAUCCACGGUUUUUGAGGGCUCAUUGGAAGUUCUUGAAGACUGUUGUGAACAAGCUGUUUGAAUUCAUGCACGAAAGUCAUCCUGGGGUUCAGGAUAUGGCCUGUGAUACUUUUCUGAAGAUUGUUCAAAAAUGCAAACGUAAAUUUGUCACUGUUCAGCUUGGAGAGAAUGAACCAUUUGUAUCAGAACUCUUAACGAGCCUCCCAACAACUAUUGUUGAUUUAGAGCCACACCAGAUUCAUUCAUUUUAUGAAUCUGUUGGGCAUAUGAUCCAAGCUGAAUCUGAUAUUCAAAAGAGGGAUGAAUAUUUGCAGAGGUUGAUGGAGCUUCCUAAUCAGAAAUGGGCUGAGAUUAUAGGACAGGCACGGCAAAGUGUAGAUUUUUUGAAAGAUCAAGAUGUUAUUAGGGCUGUACUUAAUAUAUUACAGACAAAUACUAGUGCUGCCAGCUCGCUUGGAACAUUCUUCUUGCCACAGAUUACUCUAAUCUUUUUGGACAUGCUUAAUGUGUACAGAAUGUAUAGUGAGCUUAUCUCAGUGAGUAUUGCACAAGGAGGGCCGUUUGCCUCUCGGACAUCCGUUGUUAAACUUUUACGUUCCGUGAAGAGGGAAACUUUAAAGCUUAUUGAUACCUUCUUGGAUAAGGCCGAAGGUCAACCACAUAUUGGAAAGCAAUUUGUACCCCCAAUGAUGGACCCAGUUCUGGGUGAUUAUGCUCGAAAUGUUCCUGAUGCCAGAGAAUCUGAAGUUCUCUCUCUUUUUGCCACUAUUAUAAACAAGUACAAGGGUGCAAUGCUAGAUGAUGUUCCUCGCAUAUUUGAAGCUGUUUUCCAGUGUACUUUAGAGAUGAUUACAAAGAAUUUUGAGGACUAUCCAGAACAUCGGCUCAAGUUCUUUUCGUUACUUCGUGCAAUUGCUACUCAUUGUUUUCCUGCUUUGAUUCGGCUGUCAACUGAGCAAGUGAAGCUUGUGAUGGAUUCCAUCAUUUGGGCUUUUCGGCACACCGAAAGAAAUAUUGCCGAAACUGGACUUCUCCUCUUGCUGGAGAUGCUCAAGAACUUUCAAGCAUCAGAAUUCUGUAACCAGUUCUACCGGACUUACUUUUUGACCAUUGAACAAGAAAUUUUUGCUGUUCUGACAGAUACCUUUCAUAAACCUGGCUUUAAGUUACAUGUGUUGGUGUUGCAGCAUUUAUUUUGCCUGGUAGAGUCAGGUCCAUUGACUGAGCCGCUAUGGGAUGCAACUGUUCCUUAUGCUUAUCCCAAUAAUGCGAUGUUUGUACGUGAGUUCACCAUUAAACUUCUGAGUUCAUCUUUCCCCAACAUGACUGCAUCAGAGGUCACCCAAUUUGUUAGUGGACUCUUUGAAUCAACAAAUGACCCUUCAGUAUUCAAGAAUCACAUUCGUGACUUUAUUGCUCAAUCAAAGGAAUUCUCAGCCCAGGACAACAAGGACCUUUAUGCCGAAGAAGCUGCUGCUCAGAGAGAAAGGGAUCGACAACGGAUGCUUUCAAUUCCAGGGCUAAUUGCACCCAACGAGAUACAAGAUGAGAUGGUGGAUUUAUAAAACAGGAAGUGUUUGCUCCUUAGACUAAUUUCAUUUGUCUUAUAGUCCUCAAGUGUUCUGGUUGCCUCGAGAUGAUUAUUGUGUCACAACCGGAGGAUCGUGUAUUUUUUGCUCAGUUUUUCACGUUCUUGCUUUGUUGCUGUGAUUCACGGAUCUCCAAUCUCCUGGCUCAACUUGGCCACCGAAGGAAGAGGAUUAGCUGGCUAAUGUAGAUUACUUAGAUUCUAAUCUAGUGAAUACAACAUGCUAUUGUAUCCGGCUCCUGGUUUUAGUGGUAUUGUAAUUCUGAGGUUUGGGACGGAUGGUUGAAAUGACCUUUACAGAAACCCCAGUGGUUGAGACAGGAGAGUAUUGUAUACAAAAAUUGUCGGGUUGUGCAGCCAUCAUUUUUGUUUAUUUGUAGAGCAGCUUAUAUAUAUAUAUUUUUGAAU